This is a messenger RNA of Lactuca sativa (garden lettuce), 1516 nucleotides long. Its product is annotated as F-box/kelch-repeat protein At1g23390. Gene Ontology annotation, biological process: proteasome-mediated ubiquitin-dependent protein catabolic process. The record is from RefSeq and is a predicted model, not a curated record. Gene Ontology annotation, cellular component: cytosol; nucleus. Gene Ontology annotation, molecular function: protein binding. Lineage: Eukaryota; Viridiplantae; Streptophyta; Magnoliopsida; Asterales; Asteraceae.
AUUAUUAAUCCAAAAAUAUUUGGUAAAAGAAGGAAAGAAAUAAUGUCCCAUGGAUGACUUUUGUUGGCUUAAAUUCUUUACGUCUUCUAGGAAACAAUCAUUUUUCCCCAUCAACUCAGACUCCUACACACCAUUUACAAAAUGCCGCCGUCCGGCGACCAAUCCCCGAGCGACGCUGUAGGACUACCCAUUCACGGUGACGUACUGGAAGCUGUUCUCUCCCAGCUGCCACUCGUCCACUUAGUUCCUGCAACCAUCGUAUCCAAAGUCUGGAAUAAAGGUGUCGCAUCCACCCUAAAAUCCAAGAAACCCCAACCAUGGUUUAUUCUACAUACUCAGCGCUCAAGGUCGCCGUAUCUGACGACGACGGAGGCCUACGAUCCUGGGUCACGCUUGUGGAUCGAGAUUCAUCAGCCAACAAUUGAUUAUGUCUCCGCUCUACGAUCAUCACAGUCAAAUCUUCUCUACAUGUUGUCUCCUUCUAAGUUCUCGUUUUCGUUUGAUCCGCUGCAUCUAACAUGGCACCAUGUAACGCCUCCGCGCGUAUGGCGGAUAGAUCCUAUUGUUGGCGUAGUUGGAAGACACGUCAUCGUUGCCGGUGGUGUUUCCGAUUUCGAGCAUGAUCCACUUGCCGUCGAGAUCUACGACCUUGAGUCGCAAAUUUGGACCAACCCGGAACCGAUGCCGGAGUUUCUCGAAGAUUCUUCGUCGUCAAUCUGGACUUCAAUCGCCACCGACGAACGUCGUCUUUUUGUUAUGGAGAAAAGCUCCGGCGUAUUACAUACCUUCGAUCCAUUGACAAACACCUGGUAUGGUCCUUCUGUUUUACGUCCUGAUCACCUCGUUUCUCAUUCCAGUAUCGGAUUCUCCGACGACAAAUUGAUUCUGAUCGGGUUGUUAGUUGAUUCCGACGACGCCACCCGCAUUAAGCUGUGGGAAGUGAAUUGCGAAUCAUUUGAGUACCAUGAAAUUGCAGAGAUGCCGGCAGCUCUUGUCCAGAAGUUAAAGGGUGAUGACUUGCAAAUUUUUUCGAUUGACGUUCGUAUGGCGGGAAAUGUAGCUUACAUCUAUAAACCGAUGCGAGCCGGAGAGGUGAUAGUAUGCGAACUUUUCGGUGACGGUGGUGAGUGUAGGUGGUGGAGCAUGGCUAAUCCGGUCACCGGUGAUCGAAGUAUAAUGGAGAGGUUCGUUUAUACGUGUACAAUGGUAGGGGUUGAGGAUCUGCAGCGAGCCACUGGGUCGAUGGUGAAUCGGAGAUUUCGAUUUAAAAAGUGAUCCAACGACGUGGAGUUGCAAAGGUGAAAAGCGUUCAAUCUUUGAAAGCUGAUACGCAAUUUCAUUAACAUUAUAACAUUCCAAGGGGGUGUUUACACGUUUCAUUUUCAGUAAUUACGAUAAGAAAAGUAAAUUGUAACAAAAUGGAUAUAAUGUGUUUGUAUUGUUAAAGAUAUAAUGAUUAAGUAAUUUGUUGUUAAAAGUUCUGUUAUUGUAAUUAGACAAAGUUACAUAAAUGUCA